Messenger RNA from Symphalangus syndactylus (siamang), 3697 nucleotides. RefSeq names its product adaptor related protein complex 3 subunit sigma 2 (gene AP3S2). Gene Ontology annotation, cellular component: AP-3 adaptor complex; membrane coat. The record is from RefSeq and is a predicted model, not a curated record. NCBI's taxonomy places the organism in Eukaryota, Metazoa, Chordata, Mammalia, Primates, Hylobatidae. Gene Ontology annotation, biological process: Golgi to vacuole transport; intracellular protein transport.
UCUGAAGAUACUCUAGCAGAAAUGUAUGUUCCUGAGGCUACAUCUUUUCACACAUCCACAAUCAUUUUAUCAUAAAUUCUAGAGCUGGAAACGCUAAGUCUAAUGUUAUAUAUAUCUGUGUUAUAUAUCUGUCACCCAGGCUGGAGUGCAGUGGUGCUAUCUCAGCUCACUGCAACCUCCGCCUCCUGGGUUCAAGCCAUUCUCCUGCCUCAGUCUCCAAGUAUCUGGGACUACAGGCGCGCGCCACCACACCCGGCUAAUUUUUGUAAUUUUAGUAGAGGCGGGGUUUCACCAUGUUGGCCAGGCUGGUCUCGAACUCUUGACCUCAAGUGAGCCACCCGCCUCGGCCUCCCAAAGUGCGGGGAUUACAGGCGUGAGCCACCGCGCCCGAACUGUUACAUAUUUUUAAGACUUCUGAUCCAUAUUGCCAAACAGUCCUCUGGAUCGAUUUGCAGCUGUAUCCGCUGCUCCAUCUGCAGUAUACGGACGUGUUCCACUUCACCCACACUGGGUCAUUAAAAGAACAAACAAAAAUAAGAACUUGAUCGAUUUGGGAUUUUAAAUGGAAAUGCACUAAAAAUUCCUUAAUUCCACCAUUCACCGUCUACCAUGGAGGAACAGCCCAUCUGCACGGAGAGACAGCUACGUAAUACACUGCAGCAUUGUAAUACUGAAAAAUAAAAAUGAACGAAAUGUUCCUUAACCGAGGAACGGCCGAAUGACCAAGGUCUCCACUCCGCGGAACGUUCUGCGAGCGCUAAGAGGAUGGCGGGAGUGCAAGAUUUGGAGCGGACGGUGAGAAAGACAAGCUUCCGCCGCCUCUCCGUUUUGGCAACCCGGCUGUUCGUCAAGUUUCGGCUUCUGGGGCCAGCCGUCGGUCUGGGCGAGGGACACAGAUCCGGAUUCGCAUCCUGACCGGCCAACCGACGCUGGCCGAGGUGACCACGCUCCUCGGCAUCCGCACCUGCCCUCCGCAGGGGACCCCGCAGCCCUCUCCAGGGCGUCAAAGAGGCCGGACCCUUGGGUGCUAGGGCUCCUGAGCGCCGGGGCCAAGUUUCCGAGUGCCGCUCUCAGCAGCGCACCAACCGGAAGUGGCCGUCUUGUGGCGGAAGGAGGCGCUUUCUGGGAGUAGCCGGUGCUGAGAGAACCGUGGCUGGCAAAGAUGAUUCAGGCGAUUCUGGUUUUCAACAACCAUGGGAAGCCGCGGCUAGUCCGCUUCUACCAGCGUUUCCCAGAAGAAAUUCAACAGCAGAUUGUUCGAGAGACUUUCCAUCUAGUCCUCAAGCGGGAUGACAACAUCUGUAACUUCUUGGAGGGUGGAAGUUUGAUUGGUGGCUCUGACUACAAACUGAUCUACCGGCACUAUGCUACCCUCUACUUUGUAUUUUGUGUGGAUUCGUCAGAGAGUGAACUUGGAAUCUUGGACCUCAUACAGGUUUUUGUGGAAACUCUGGAUAAGUGUUUCGAAAAUGUGUGUGAAUUGGAUUUGAUCUUCCAUAUGGAUAAGGUGCACUACAUCCUCCAGGAGGUGGUGAUGGGUGGGAUGGUGUUGGAAACAAACAUGAAUGAAAUCGUGGCUCAGAUUGAAGCUCAGAACAGGCUGGAGAAAUCCGAGGGUGGCCUUUCAGCAGCCCCUGCGCGGGCUGUGUCUGCUGUGAAAAACAUCAACCUGCCAGAGAUUCCUCGGAACAUCAACAUUGGCGAUCUCAACAUCAAAGUUCCCAACCUGUCCCAGUUUGUCUGAGGGUCAAGGAUUGGGCUGAAAUAGAGUCCUUAAGACAAGCAAAGACAAGCACGUCUGGAAACAGAACCCAUUUUGAGCCUUAGAAGAGUCAAGCCUCAGGACCCGGAACCUUUGUGUCUGGGGAAGACUGUUUGGCAUGGAAUAGGGAAGGGAUUCCUAUUGACACUUCUCGGAUGCACCCAGUUCUCACAUGUGCAGCCAUGCCGUUCUCUGAUGCACACGGCCACUGCAGAUGUGAGGGGCUCUGCCUUCCUCAGCAGGGAGUCAGCAUGCCCAAGUCACUUGCACCUUUACCUCUCACAUGGAUGCUCCCAAGGGUUAGGGACUGCAUUGAGCAGGCCCACCUGCUUCCCAGAACCUCCUCACCAGGGCUGAGCACCUUCUCUGACUAGAGUCUUCAUCCUCAGCACCACAGACUUCUGAGGUCCUGUGCCCUUUACUUGCUGGUGAGGUGUCAUAGGUAGAAAAGGGCUGGCCCUUCAGAUUUGGGGGUGUGAGUGGCAAAUAAGGGCAGAAUUUUAGGAGAACCAGAGUCACCCGCUGGCUCUACUGAGAUUGUUACACCCAGAAUCCUUUUUUGUUUGUUUGUUUGUUUGUUUUUGAGAUGGAGUCUUGCUCUGUCACCCAGGCUGGAGUGCAGUGGUGCAAUCUCGGCUCACUGCAACCUCUGCUUCCCGGGUUCAAGCAAUUCUCCUGUCUCAGCCUCCCCAGUAGCUGGGAUUACAGGCGCCCACCACCAUGCUCAGCUAAUUGUUGUAUGUUUAGUAGAGACAGGGUUUCACCAUGUUGGCCAGGCUGGUCUCGAACUCCUGGACCUCAAGUGAUCCACCCGCCUUGGCCUCCCAAAGUGCUGCCAUUACAGGUGUGAGCCACCAUGCCCGGCCACCAGAAUCCUUUUGUAUAGCCAAGCCUUUUGGUUACCGCCUCAUGAAGAAUAUGCUUCCCGCACUGUCCUAGUCCCAGUUGUAUUCUUACAGGUGUUAUGUGCAGGACACAAUCCAAAUCAUAAACCUGGCUCAUGCCCAGCACAUUUUUGCUAAUAGGGAGAGGGACCCACCACACACCCACACAUGCCAGAGGUCCCUCCUCACAGAGGAGAGGCCCUGUGUCUGUAGAAGGUUAAAGCUGGCAACAUGUGAAACAUCCCAGAAUUAUGACUCUUCCCAAGUUUAAAAUACAUUCUCCUCAUGAGAGCAGAAGGUUUGUUGCUGUGUUGUGAAUGAUGAGCUGCCUCCAUAGGGAACCCACUACCACCUGGGCCAGCUUCUGGAGCAUGAGAACCUGAGCCAGGGUCACCCUUUUGGGGCCUGGACAUGACGCAUGCUGGCUGCAACUAGGAGCAGGGCUGCCUCUUCUCCCUCCCCGAGCUCUGCUUGUGGGCACGCCCUGUUCCCUCAGGUGCCAUUCUCCUAGAGCUUAGGCGCCCAUAAAUGUUCUUUCUGUGGUGGAGUAGGGCCUCCUGCUUGCAUACUGUCGCAUGGGCUAGAUCUCAGGUAUGGUGUUGAGCCACCUUAAGAUGAGGGCUGCUUUGCGGUAAAGUUGCCAGCCUGGGCCCCUCUUGGGCCUUCUGGCUGGGGACCCUCAGCCUCCUGAUGCUGUUGCAGGGCAGGUCUGAGAGGGUGCCCAGCAGCACCCGGUGUCGGGGCCACCUCGUUUUCCAUUUUUGAACAGCGCUCCCUGUGGUUUGUGCCUGCUGCUCCAUACAGCCUCUGAUCCUCACUCUUGAAAGCUCCAUGAUAAGCGCAGAGAUGGGCAGUGUGGGUCAGAAGGUGGGCCGCUUACUGUGGAAGAGGGAAGUGUAGGUGAAUAGAUGUCAAAACCCCUGAUCUCAUUCUUUUGAAGGGUUGGAUUUUCUUUUUUCUGGCAGACAUUUCAGUACAUUCACAUUUCUCUCACAUUUGCUGAAUGUGAAAUCAGAAUAAAGGAGAUCAGUUUAUUUUGUACCUUCUGUAA